This is a messenger RNA of Drosophila melanogaster (fruit fly), 4182 nucleotides long. RefSeq lists its product as uncharacterized. The record is from RefSeq and is marked reviewed. Lineage: Eukaryota; Metazoa; Arthropoda; Insecta; Diptera; Drosophilidae. The coding region runs from base 1 to 4182 and encodes 1393 amino acids. The transcript has a single exon.
AUGACCAACGACAGAAAAGAAGAUGAAAUAAAGCGCGACAAGAGGAAACGAUUGGAGGACCUCUUGAAGCGCACUUACCGCCAGAAGGUGAGGAUCAUUCGCGGACUGACUGUCCGACAGGCGAGUGCCACGGAUCUCGACCUGUGCGCCAAGUGGUUGAAGGUGUUCAGACGGGCCACCAAGGAGGAACGCUGGGCGAAGGAUUACCUCGUGGAACUAAUUCUGCGCCAGCUGCAGAACACAGGCCACUUGUCGCUGCCCUUCACCAACCUGGCCAAUCGCAGACUGGAUCUGCGCCUGCUCCUGGACGAGGAGGGGCGUCAACGGCUGCGUCACUUCAGUUCGCGGCAGGUGGUGGCCCCGAAGCCGUCGAGCAACAGUCUGGCCAGGAGGGUGCUCAAGUCGUCUUCGUUCGAGUGGAGGCGCAGGGUGCGUCACCUGGACCAUCUGGAAGACCAGUAUCGGCGCGAGGAGCAGGAAAUGUGGAGCCAACAGCAGCUACCCUCGAAGGGUCUUAGGCCGGAGCCGCCGCCGCCGACACAAACGCCACCGUCCCCGCCGCGCAAAGUGUCCAGACAUCGGAAACGCGUCAAGACGGUCGGCGUUCAGGCGGGUGUCCCGGUGAUCACGCCACAGACUGAACGUGAUCUCUGCGAGCGUGAGCAAAAACAGCGCGAGAUCUUGAAACGGCGGGAACGGGAUCGCAUGCAGCGGCAGCUCAGGGAGCAGGACCGGGAACGGCAGAGGACUCUGCUGGCCGAGCAGCAUAGGCUGGACAGGCAAAGUCUGAAAAGGGCGCGUCAACUGCGUGACCGACGUUUGCGGGAGCAGCAGCUGAAAGUCAAGGAGCAGCGUGACCACGAGCGCCAUAUGUUGUUGAAAAGGAGAGAGGAGCGGCGCCAUCAGGAGCAGCGUUCAUGGCCACAACGACGUCCCACUAUACCUUCAUCCCAGAAUGUGGAAAUUCAGCAGAGAGCGAGUCUGGAGCCGCAAAAAAACACCCAAACGGCCAAGACCGUGCCAGUCGAUAGCGACACUACCCGAAGUGCAAGACGUAUUCAGCAGUUGCACCUCAGGGCGGAAAACAUCAGACGCAAAGUUCUGGCCUAUGAGCAGCUCAAGAAAUACCAUCGGGAGAGAGCGCAAGCAGAGCGGGAGCGGCUUGAUCGCAAGGAGUACCCAGACACAGAGACGGAUAGUCGAAAGCAGAAGCCCGAAAAAUCCAGGAAUCCACGGAUUAAUGUAACAGAAAGAAAACGGAUCAAACAAAAUGCGCAGAAAGAAUGCGAAACUGAACAAAAAGAAGACCCAAUAAUAGCAGAAACCGAUCAUAAGGAUGAAUUCUGUGGAAGAAGGCAAGUUGAUGAACAGGAAAAGGAUAAAAUUGAAAGACGGAAUCAGAAGUAUAGGGAAAAACUUGAAAGAGAGCGGCAACGGGAGGCUAAAAUCCUUAAAGAGCGCCAGGAAAGAGCAGAGUUUGAAAGGAAUGUUUUGGAAAAAUUUGAAGCCGAACAAAGAAAGCGGGAAGAAUUCGAAAGAAAUAGACAAGAGGAGCUUUUGAUUCUCAAAGAACGUCAGGAAAAAGAAGAAUUUGAACGAAGAGAAUUGGAAAAAAAAUUAGAAGCCGAUCGAAAACAAAAGGAAGAAUUGGAAAGACUGCAAGAAGAAGAGCUUAGACUCCGAGAUAAAGAAUUUGAAAAAAAAAUUUUCGAAAAACUAGAAGCCGAUCGAAAAAUAAGGGAGGAAUUCGAAAGACAAAGGCAGGAGGAACUGAAAAAUCUUAGGGUACGCCAGGAGAAAGAAGAGUCUGAAAGAAAAGAAUUAGAGAAGAAGCUGGAAGCUGAGCAAAAACAGAUGGAAGUCCUGAAAAAAUUGCGUGAAGAGGAUUUAAAGUGUCUCAAAUCACUCCAAAGCAAAGAAGAACUAGAAGCCGAACGAAAGGAGAGGGAAGCAUUCGAAAGAAAAACCUGCGAAGAACGUGGAAGAGCGGAGAAAAAAAUUGAAGAACUUGAAAGAAAAUCAAAGGACUUACAAGAAGGAGAAGCAGAUGUGAGCGGGGAACUCGAUAAAAGAGAUCAAGAGGAGUACGAAAGAUUCGCCAGAGAAGAAGAAAGCAAUGCAGAAAAAAGACUUUUGGAAAAUCUUAUGCGCAGCAAGGAGGAAAUUGAAGCACGGGAGAGAAAGAUAAUUGAAGAUGAUCUGCAAAGAGAACAGCUCCUUAGAAAGUUGCUUCAAAAGCAAGCGCAAGAGGAAAACAGGGAAAGAGAAGAACGCGAGAAACGUGAAAAGAAAAUUAAGGAGGGCAUAACUGCAGAGGGUAACAAGCGCAGGGAAAAAGAGGAGGCUGAGAGAAAGCAUUGGGAGAAACUUGAUCGAUUACAAAGGGAGAGACAGGAAAUGAAACACCUAAAUAAAAAGCGGCCGAAAAAGGUUAAAGUCGACGGGCAAAAUGCCAUUGGGAAACAAGACGAAGAGGAGCUUUUUACCAGACGUUGCCCAGAAAGCCCGAACCAGGAGAAGAUGUAUAGGGAUUUAAGAAUGCAAGAGAUUACCCUGAGUGAAAAAACGGAGCUGAAGCUGCAAUGCGAGGCAAGAAAGGUGGCGAAGCGGCUUCAGCGGCACCUGUUAGGUCGACUUGGAAUGCACGGAGAAGGAGAGGUUCAUUUGGGCCAGAAAAAUUAUCCACAGAAAGUGGCAAGCGAGAGAAAAGCAAAUAGCCAGACGGAGAAUUGGUCUGUGAAGAAUCUCUCCGGAGACAUGAUGAAAGUGGGGCUAACUGGCAAGGAUGUGUCGAACGUUCGACGAAGUUUUCAGCAACUAGAUCGAUAUGAGAAUGCCAAAGUCCGCUUGAAAAAGCUCCAUGAAAGGAAUAGCAGGAUUUUUGAAGAGGUGCAGAAGUUUCAGGUGCUCGAUAAACUGCGCUUGGAAGCAGGAGAACUGGAAGCUCAAAAAUCUUUGAACAAGCGUUUCGAGCUAAGAUCUUCAAAGGCGCGCCCGUCACAGAAAAAUGCAGAGAGACCAAUCAGUUCCAGUCAAGAGUACUUUCAGCCAGGAUCCCUGCAUACUCGCAGCGAGCGAUGGGAUCGCUUUAUUGGGAGUGACGAGGAAUCCGGAAUGGAGGAUCCUCAAAAUCGGGGUCGCAACAGCGCCAUCCUCUCUAGCAGCGAAAGCGACCCGGUUCCGGAACCCCGUUACACCCUUGAAGGCAAGUACUGUCCGUUCAAGAAAACAUACGCGGUGGAGCCCCAAAAUGCUCAACACAUCCCACAUGAAGAAUCAGAGCAGGGAGAAGAUUGUCGGAAGACACCACCACCAAGUUCACACUCUACUGAGGAGGCAGAAUCGGACGAGGAACGAGCACGAGGUGGCGGUGGCAAUCCAAGUGGCAUUGGCAUGACUUACUGCACACGAACAGGAAAGAAGCGUUUUUCGCAGAUCAAACAAUGCGAGAUUGACCACGAUUCUGGCGGGCUAAAUGAGGAUCGGGUGUUUUUCGGACACCUUCUCACGCAGGCUCGGACAUUCGAUUGCAGUCCGGAUAUAUUGCGCGCGGAGAACCGUCUUCUGAAGAAAAAACUGGCUAGAGCUAAAAACAAAUAUCUGCAGUUGUCAGUUCUGCGAAUGUCCAAGUAUCUCAUGAGUGUGUUCGAGAAUAACGAAGCUAUCGAGAGUUCCGAGGAAGAGAAUGAAUCUCUGGAAAAUGUAGAGCUCGAGCAGAUCUAUCUGCAAGAGACCGAUAGCACUAUGCUAUUUCCCAGGCCAAUCUUUAAGACUCUGAUGUUAACUGUGGUUACAUCCAACGAGUCCAUUUCUCCUGACCUCGCGUACAAAAUUACCAAUUUGGAAGAUGAGCUGAAGGCUCACCUCAAGAAGAUUUCUAGACGCGCUUUUGCACAACGAGGUGCAGGAGCUCUGAGGCGGAGAGCCAAGUACUUGAUGGACCAGCAGCGUCAACUACAAAGUCGCCAACUGUCCGAGGUAUGUCGCAAUUCCGAGGAGCAGACUUUAAGGCUGUGGGAUCGACUGACCAGCAGCAGUGACUCCUUGCGAGGGAUCAGGGAUCUCUUUCGCGAUCAUUGCGACCUGCGAGACCCAUUGUUGUGCGCCGCACUCCAAAGCAUCGAGCGUCUCUACAGGGAGUGGAAGGAUCAGCGGUUUAGCGUGAAUUGGAAACAAAAUUGA